AGAGUCAACAUGGUACCGACAAGCAGGAGACCACAGCUGCGCUAGCCUGAGAUAGACCUCUGCUCCUGCACGCAACACACUUUGUGGACUAUCCUCACACGGAUGAGAUAGCUAAAACUCUACAGUGAAGUGUGCAGGUUGGAUCUUAUAGAUCUGCUGCCGCUCCCCUCCUGUUUCACCUCCACUUCCCUCCUCGCACUGCUCACAUCAAUAUGGCGAGUGGGGAUGAUGAUGACCCCAUUAUAGAAGAGAUUGAUGUGUACCUUGCCAAAAGCCUUGCAGAUAAGCUGUAUCUUUUCCAGUACCCUGUGCGACCAUCCACCAUGACCUAUGAUGAUGUCAACCACUUAACGGCUAAGAUCAAACCCAAGCAGCAAAGGGUGGAGUUGGAAAUGGCCAUCAACACAAUGAGUCCAAACUACUGUUGCAGUAAGGGGGAGCAAAUAGCUCUGAAUGUGGAUGGCACAGGUUUUGACGAAACCAACACCUACUCAACGAAAAUGAUGGACAAACAGACCUUCUCCUCCAUCCAAGCCACCACCAACACCUCCAGAUAUGCUGCUGCUGUGUUUCGCAAAGGUGAACUUCACGUCACACCUCUGACAGGAAUCCUCCAGAUGAGACCAAGCUUCUCUUACCUGGACAAGGCUGACAACAAAACCAGAGAGAGGGAGGCAGCCAAUGAAGGUGGAGACUCCUCCCAGGAUGAAGCUGAGGAGGAAGCCAAGGCCAUCACAGUGAGGUUUGCCCGUCCUGAGUCGGAGCAGGCCCGGCAAAGGAGGAUCCAGUCCUAUGAGUUCCUCCAGAAGAAGCAAGCAGAGGAGCCCUGGGCUCACCUGCGCUACCAUGGGGUCAAGGAUGGUCGCUCAGAGCAUGAGAGGCAGUACCUGUUCUGUCAGUCGGUGGACGCCUCAGAGAACUCUGAACUGGUCAAAACUCCUAAGGAGUACCUGGCGAUGCUGAUGCCCCCACUCGCAGAGGAAAAAGUUGUGAAGCCUGUCGGUCCCAGUAACGUGCUCUCCAUGGCUCAACUCCGCACUCUGCCUCUGGGAGAGCAAGUCAAGACCCUGAUGAAGAAUGUUAAGGUGAUGCCGUUCGCUAACCUAAUGGGCCUCCUCGCUUCUGGGACAGACUCAACCUCAGUGCUGCGCUGCAUCCAGCAGGUGGCACUUCUGGUUCAGGGCAACUGGGUUGUCAAGAGUGAUGUUCUGUAUCCUAAAAACACCUGCAGUCCUCACAGUGGUGUCCCUGCUGAAGUGCUCUGUCGUGGCAGGGACUUUGUGUUGUGGAGGUUCACUCUGGAGCGCUCUGUGAUGAGAAAGGAGAUUGCAUCCAUCAUCAAACUUCCUCCGGAGGAUGUGAAGGAGUUCCUGGAGCACGUGGCAGCGCCGCGGAUCAACCGGGGCUGGGAGUUCCUGUUGCCUACUGAUGUAGACUUCAUUAAGAAACACCCAGAUGUUGCCCACAGGCAACACAUGCUGUGGCUUGGCAUCCAGAGCAAGUUGGAAAAGGUCUUUAACUUCUCUAAAGAAGACUUCACGCCAAAGAAUUCCCCUCAGCCUGAGCCCGUCCAUGUCAGCGGAGAGCAGCGCCUGAAGAUGGCCCAGGAGCGAGCAAAAGAAAAACAGUCGUCCCUACAGAAGGACCUGGACGCCAGAAGAGCAGGAAGCAGCAUCCACAUCAAACAGGAACCUGUCAGCGACAAAGAAGAUGACCAUAUGGACACCUCCUCUCCCCCCUCCUCCUCCUCCAUACCCAACGGUUCCAUAAAUGGGUACCUCAGUGCCACCUCCCCCGGCUUCGAUCACACUAACGGAAACACGCCAUCCCUGGAGCUACAGGACUUUGUGAUAAAGACUUUCAGGAAGCAUUUUGUACUGACGCUGAACGAAUUAAAGAGGCUGUUUAACCUCCAUCUGGCUUCCAUGCCGGCGGGACGGAGCAUCUUCCCCUCCAUCUCGGACCACAUGCUACAGGACGCCAUACUCCUCUGCCAUUGCAAACAGAUAAUGGUGCCUUUUCCUGCUCAGAGCACAGCAGCCCCCGAUGAACAAAAGGUGUUUGGUCUGUGGGAAACUGGAGAAGAGUUCGACAAGCAACGUCGGCUGCUGUACGACCUGUUCACAAAGAACUACCGGGUCAGGAGGAACAUGAUACAAGCCAGACUGGCUCAGGAGUUUGGAGACACCUCUAAAGCCGAUAUCGACCGGCUGCUCAAGGAGUGCUGCAGCAGCCACGCAGGGAUGUGGUAUCUCAAGGGAACGAUACAGUCCUGACACUGAGAUCCUGCCCCCUGCUGUCACCGUCAGCCAAUCAAAUCCUCUCCCGGGUGUCCAGUGGGAGGGCGGUCAGAGAGAUGAGAGCCAGUCACAGCUCGCCCAGCUCUGAGGGCGGGCGACUGGAGGACAAAGAUGUCAGCCGUCUGCUCUGCUCAGAACACGAAGCUUUUCUCGUUUCAGCUGAAGCAUUUCUGACGUUAACGUGAGCACUCUGAUGCGGCACAGAGGAAAGGAACUCCUCACAGAUGGGGAAUCUGAGGGGCAAAAUAAUCACAUUUAAAAAAAAAAAAAAAAAGAAAUAGCGAGAUACAUACGGUUUAUCAGUA
This is a messenger RNA of Toxotes jaculatrix (banded archerfish), 2605 nucleotides long. It is a transcript of the gene polr3e, whose product is annotated as polymerase (RNA) III (DNA directed) polypeptide E. Bases 213 to 2276 code for a protein of 687 amino acids. The record is from RefSeq and is a predicted model, not a curated record. Gene Ontology annotation, cellular component: RNA polymerase III complex; nucleus. NCBI's taxonomy places the organism in Eukaryota, Metazoa, Chordata, Actinopteri, Toxotidae. The transcript is spliced from 21 exons. Gene Ontology annotation, biological process: DNA-templated transcription.